AUGAUAAGACACCAAGCUGAAAGUGUGAUUGAACGCCGUGGCAUUACCAUCCAGGAUUUGGAGACUAUUUAUAAUGUCACACAUACUUUAAAAGUCGGCGUCCUAGGCGCGACGGGAACAGUCGGCCAGCGCUUCAUCUCUCUCCUCGGGAACCAUCCAUUCUUUGUCGUACACGCCCUAGGCGCCUCAGCACGAUCCGCAGGCAAGCCCUACGAACAAGCAUGCAACUGGAAGCUAUCCUCCCCGAUCCCGAGUUAUGUUAAGGAUAUCGUAGUCAAUGAAUGUGUGCCACGGCAUUUUGGGGAGUGUGUGGUAGUGUUUUCGGGGUUGGAUGCGGAUGUUGCUGGGGAUAUCGAGACGGAGUUUCGAGCAGCUGAACUCGCUGUGUUCUCCAACUCAAAGAACCACAGAAGGGAUCCAGACGUCCCCUUACUCGUCCCACUCGUCAACCCAUCCCACCUCGCUGUCAUACCCUACCAACGGUCCCUACACUCGCCACCUCUCCACCGGGGGUUCAUAGUGACGAAUGCGAAUUGCUCUACGACGGGGAUAGUUAUCCCUCUUGCUGCUUUGGAACGCGCCUUUGGGCCUUUGGACGCUGUGUUGGCGACGACGAUGCAGGCGAUUAGUGGGGCUGGGUACCCUGGUGUUCCGUCACUUGAUAUACUGGAUAAUAUCGUUCCCUACAUCUCGGGCGAAGAAGAGAAAAUGCAGUGGGAGAUGCUUAAAAUCCUUGGAGGUGGCAGUAAUACCAGCGCUGGCACACCGCACGCCACGCACGCCAAAAAAUUCGACAUGCACGCCUCCCACCCUCUCCGCAUCUCCGCAGCCUGUAACAGAGUCCCAGUCCUCGACGGACACACAGCAACAGUCUCAGUCCGCUUCGCCCGUCGUCCCCCUCCCUCACCUCAACAAGUCCGCGAAGCGCUCGAACAAUUCACAACUGAAGCUCGACAUCUCGGGUGUCCUUCCGCUCCACAAAUCCCUAUCGUCGUCCACGACUCUCCCGAUCGACCUCAACCUCGUUUGGAUCGGGAUUACCAAAGGGGAGCUGGGGUGAAUGUUGGGAGGGUGAGACAGUGUCCGGUGUUGGAUGUUAAGUUUGUUGUGCUUGCGAAUAAUGUGUGUAUUGGGGCUGCGACGAGUAGUAUUAUUAAUGCGGAGCUUGCGCUUGCGAAGGGGAUUAUUAGUGUGUAG
Molecule: messenger RNA, 1197 nt
Organism: Fomitiporia mediterranea MF3/22
Lineage: Eukaryota; Fungi; Basidiomycota; Agaricomycetes; Hymenochaetales; Hymenochaetaceae
Product: aspartate-semialdehyde dehydrogenase
Exons: 4
Coding region: 1-1197 (398 amino acids)
Biological process (GO): L-threonine biosynthetic process
Molecular function (GO): protein dimerization activity; NAD binding; aspartate-semialdehyde dehydrogenase (NADP+) activity
Source: RefSeq, a predicted model, not a curated record